Clonostachys solani is the source of this 843-nucleotide messenger RNA. Lineage: Eukaryota; Fungi; Ascomycota; Sordariomycetes; Hypocreales; Bionectriaceae. The record is from the annotation of a GenBank genome assembly.
AUGGUGCAAGUUCCACGUGCCUUCGACCUUGGGUUAAAUGGUUGUUCUCCAAUCCUCAACCUUCAUCUGGGCAAAGUUCUCAUCUCGCAAAACCAUCGAGGCUUGCAAGACACCUUUGAGUUGAACUUUGCACCCCUAACUUUCAAGUUGAACGACAAACGCUUAAUCAUCAGGCCCGCUCCCGGUACUGCGCGAAGUGGCAAAAUAUGGCGAGCACCGUGUUCAACGAGAUAUCGAGCCACUGAACGUCCUAGGUCACCAAGACUAUUGCAGGAGCUCAUCGACGCAGCAAAGGAGAUCCUUACUCACGAUAACGCACUAUUCAUCAUAGAUGAAGCGUAUGGUACUGGAAUUCUUGGACCAAAAGGAUUGGGCCUCGUCUGCGAGCUCGGUCUUGAGAAGGAAGUAGGCAUCCGCCUGCACACAUUCCCCAAAGCCUUGGACUCUACUGGAUCGGCCAUUCUUGCUAAUGAAACGGUUCAAAUGAUGCUCAUGAACAACGCACAAAGUCUUUUAAUCACUGGCGUUCCAUCUUUCCCUAUGCUUGCCUCGAUCCGAGCAGCCUACCGACUCGUUCGAAGUGCAUCCACGAUUGAAGUUCAACACUUCGUUAAGCUUUUCUUGACAACGAUUCGAUCCCACCCGGUUUGGGAGCGCGCCAGCAGCUUGGGCAUUCUCCGUAUUCCCCUUCAUGAGGGCGACGAUGACCCUGAUCUUGUCACCCAAAUCCUCCCUAUCUGGACACGUGCAAAGCACAAUCUUUACUUGGCAUUUCAUGUUAACCAGGCCAAUUUCUCGGGCUACCCGGUCGUUUUUCCAGUGGUGCCCAAGGGGCAGGAGUGA